This is a messenger RNA of Ceutorhynchus assimilis (cabbage seed weevil), 1912 nucleotides long. Lineage: Eukaryota; Metazoa; Arthropoda; Insecta; Coleoptera; Curculionidae. The record is from the annotation of a GenBank genome assembly.
AGUUCAGAGAACGUCGGAGGUUCGAACUGUCCGGUCGUUGAAUAGUGAAUUUUUACUGCCACAAGGAAAAUUGAAUAAUGAUUUUUCGGACACUUUUGUUAGGAAUUGUUACAAGUUGUUUUCAAACGAAAGCGACUAAACUCGAACAACUGGAUCUUCGGUAGUGCGGAUUUUAAGUGAUUUGCGGUGAAAGAGUUCCUUUAGGAUUGAUUUAGGAGUUAGAAGUUUUCCUCUGUGAUAAUUAUAUAUUUCUGGAUAGUGAUAAUUGUAGUAGACAAUUUUUUUUUUGCCAAUAAGCUGGAUAUUUUACAGAAGACUGAUUUCCCGGGUUGGGCAUGGAUGCCGCGAGACAUGCGCAGCUGUAGCCAAAACGCAGUAUGUCCCAAGUGCAAGUACGAAUUCGCUUGUUGCCGCCGGUCGCUGGUGCUCAGCGGCGGCGGUCUCGUCGACAAUCCGGCGCCCGGCGUCAAUCCGGCACCACCGCCCUCUCUGCCGAGUCCCGGACCUGCGUCGGCGCAAAUCAAUUUGGUUUCACCGAGCACUCCGCUCUCUUUCGGUUUCCCGCUGCCCUUGCAAUCGCUGCCACCGCCUCAGGCGACCAAUCAGGACGCCGAAUUCCAACAGUUAAGAGAUACCGUUCAGGCUCUUCGCCAAUCAGGCUGGUUCUACGAAGGCAUCAGCUUCGACGAGUCUCACGAAAUGCUUAAAGAUACCGAGGUCGGUACCUUCUUAAUAAGAAAUUCCAGCAACCCGAAGUUCCUUUUUUCACUAAGUGUUCAAACGGACCGAGGCCCCACUUCGGUGAGGCUCCACUACACGAAUGGUUAUUUUAAGUUAGACGCGCAGACGCACUUGCAAGGCGUGAUGCCGGCAUUUCCUAACGUCAUAGAUCUUAUCCAGCAUUAUACGCACGAGUGCGAACAACUUAGGAAAAAACCAAACAUCCAACAAGUGUGGGUGGACAAUCAAGGCAAAUGGUACUCGCCGAUAAUGAUCCGGACGCCAUUAAAGAAAAAAUCGGAAAUGUCCAGCCUGAAACAUCUAGCACGAUUAGCGGUCCAUAAAGCCAUACAAUUGUCCGGCAAGCCUCGGAUACCACUCCUACCCCCUCCGUAUAAACAACUAGAAUUACCUAACUCUCUUAUAUCAUAUUUGGGCGAUUAUCCCCAUUCCAUAUGAUCGAUUUGACUUAGAUAAUAACCAAAGACUGUUAGUAGUACAUCGGUACCUUAUACAUACCGAGGGGAUGAAAAUAUAAUGAACCACAAUAGUAUUUGUAAAAAAAUUUAGUACCGAGAAUAAUAAUAAUUGUGCUCUCUUAUUGGUACUAUAUCGCCUUCUAAGGGCCUUUAUGGAUAAAAUCCUUAAGGGCCUUUGUUUUAUUGUUAGCUAGAAUAACAAAUUUAUGUAUUCUCUGCCUGUUAAUCUGAUGCACUUUUAGAAUCUCCUUAGAAGAAAGUAUAUGGGCCAUAUUGGCCUUUGGGGCCAAACUAAAUAUAAAGUUGGCCAUUCUAGAUAUUGUUUUUCUAGUCGUGUAAAGGCAACAAUCUGAUUAACAAACAGAUAAAUACAUCGAUGUAAUUAUUUUUCAUUUUUUGUGGAAAAAUACUGAUGGUAAAGAAUUCCUUUUAAUUUUUUUAAAAAUAUUUCCUUUGGCGCCCGAGCAGGGACAAUUUGGUGCCCGAGCAGGGACCGAGGAAAACCAAAUAGUUUUUCUCAUUCAUCUAUUUUAUUAUUUAUUUAUGAGUGUAACAAUUUUGUAAUCGUUUCUGUUUUUUUCUUAAGUAAAUGUAUUAUUUAUAUUCGCCUAUAAGGAAGGAUGUUGACUUAAUUUAAAUCUGAGAGAGUGUUUUAGGAUAAUGUAUUUAUUUCUUUAGAACAAUAUUAAAUUAUUUAUUAUUUUAAUUAUUUA